AAGAUGUAUUAAAUUAAAAUUAACCUCUCUUCAUGUCUGUCGGCAAAUUACAAUUUUGAAAGUUUCUUCUGAAUUUAUUUAUAUAGUUGUCAGUACACGUUAAAUUUAUUGUUCUGGUUUGAUUUUCAUUAUAGUGUAAUUUUUCUAGAACGUCAUGGCUUCAGCCAAAUUUCGAGAUCCUGGAAAUUUGGAUAAAUCAAUGCUGGUUACAUCCUUUUUGAAGGUUAAGGGAUUAGUGAAACAACAUAUCGAUUCAUUUGAUUAUUUAAUCAGGAAAGAUAUAAAAAAGAUAGUAGAAGCCAAUAGCAAAGUUAUUUGUGAUGCUGAUCCAUCAUUUUAUGUCAAGUACACAAAUGUUUAUGUUGGAACUCCGGAUGUCAAUGAAGGUUUUAAUAUCAGUAAACCUACCACACCACACGAAUGUCGAUUAAGGGAUAUGACCUAUUCAGCACCCAUUUUUGUAGACAUAGAGUAUACUAAAGGUUCUAGAAAAGUUACUAAAAGUGGAAUAAUGAUUGGAAGAAUGCCUAUAAUGUUGAAAUCUAGUAAUUGCGUCUUGAGAGAUAAAUCUGAAUUUGAGUUAAGAAAAAUGAAUGAAUGUCCUUUAGACCCUGGUGGUUAUUUUAUUGUUAAAGGUCAAGAAAGAGUUAUACUCAUUCAAGAACAGCUCUCCAGAAAUAAAAUCAUUAUUGAGAAAUAUGAUAAUCAAAUACAGUGUGAGGUCACUAGCUCGACUCAUGAAAAGAAAUCAAGAACUACAUUGUUUAAAAAGGGAAAUAAAUAUUUUUUGGGACAUAACACAUUUACCGAGCCUAUAUCCGUAGCAAUUAUUUUCAAAGCAAUGGGUAUUGCAGAAAUUAAAGAAAUGGCCUUCUUGAUGGGAUUAGAAGAUAUGUUCAAGUGGGUACCAACUUUGGAAGAUUGUUUCAAUGAGGAUAUUCACUCAACUCAAGAUGCUUUGAAAUAUUUAGGAUCAAAACUGGUGGCCAAAAGAUAUGUUACCCAUGCUAGCAGAGUGAAAGCUCCAGAAGAUGAAGCAAGGGAGCUGUUAGCUACCACAAUAUUAGCUCAUGUACCUGUGGUAGAUUACAAUUUCACAUUGAAAAGUGUGUAUUUAGGGGUUAUGAUGAAACGAGUUAUGGCAGCCGAAACCAAUCCAAAAUUUUUGGAUGAUAGGGAUUUUUAUGGUAACAAAAGAUUGGAAUUAGCAGGAUCCCUACUUUCCCUUAUGUUCGAAGAUCUUUUUAAACGUUUCAAUACGGAUUUGAAGAUGAUUGCAGAUAAAACUCUUACUAAAGUCAGAGCAGAACCAUUCGAUAUAGUCAAGUACAUGAAAUCGAAUCUCAUAACACUUAGUCUUGUGUUCGCUAUUUCAACUGGUAAUUGGACAAUUAAAAGAUUCAGAAUGGAAAGAGCAGGAGUCACUCAAGUUCUUUCAAGAUUGAGCUAUAUAUCUGCUCUUGGUAUGAUGACUAGAGUCAAUUCACAGUUUGAAAAGACAAGGAAAGUAUCGGGUCCAAGAUCUCUUCAUCCAAGCCAAUGGGGUAUGCUGUGCCCAUGUGAUACUCCGGAAGGAGAGGCUUGCGGUCUUGUCAAGAAUUUAGCGUUGAUUGCCCAUAUAACGACAGAAGGAAAUGAAGAACCUUUGAAGAAUUUAGCAUAUUGUACCGGAGUAAUAGAAGUAGGCUUAGUCCAUACUUGCAGGCUACAUCACGAGAACAAUUGGAUGGUUUUCUUAAACGGAAAUAUAAUUGGUACAACCUUGAAUUGGAAACGACUUGUAAUGACAUUCAGAAAAUUUCGAAGGAGGGGCGAAAUUACCAAAUUUGUAUCUAUUUAUCCCAAAGUUUUUCAAAGAUGUGUUUACAUUUGUUCUGAUGGAGGCAGAUUGUGUAGGCCCUAUGUAAUUGUUGAAAAUGGAAAAUCAUUGGUUACCCAAAAUCAUUUGGAUGAUCUCAAAAAAGGGCUCAGAACAUUCGAGGAUUUCUUGAAUGAUGGACUUAUCGAGUACCUUGAUGUUAAUGAAGAGAAUGAUGUUUUGAUCGCCUGCUAUGAAACUGAUAUUAUUGCAGAAACCACACAUUUGGAAGUUUCUAACUUCGCUCUUUUAGGGGUUUGUGCAGGCUUGAUUCCCUACCCUAAUCACAAUCAAAGUCCAAGAAACACUUAUCAAUGUGCCAUGGGCAAGCAGGCAAUGGGUGCCAUAGGUUAUAACCAACAGAUGAGAAUGGAUACAUUGAUGUAUAACUUAGUGUAUACACAAAGGCCCUUAGUGAAGACAAAGAGUAUUGAACUAACCAAUUAUGAUAAGCUGCCUGCUGGCCAUAAUGCAGUAAUCGCUGUUAUGUCCUACAGUGGUUAUGAUAUAGAAGAUGCCUUGGUGCUGAAUAAAGCUUCACUCGACAGGGGUUUUGGCAGGUGUCUUGUCUAUAAGACCACUAAAUGUAUCAUGAAAAGAUAUGCCAAUCAAACCUUCGAUAGAAUCCAAGGGCCACUAAUAGAUACCACAACCAAUAGACCAGCUUGGCAACACGAUGCAUUAGAUGCUGACGGUAUAGUAGCACCUGGAGAAAUCGUUAAAGACAAACAGGUUUUGGUGAACAUGUCAACUCCCUUAGCUCAAACUACACCUGGUGUCAGUACCGCACCAGUAGAAUAUAAAGAUAUUCCCGUAAAUUACAGGAAUAUAGAAUCUAGUCAUGUUGAAAAAGUUAUGAUAUCUACAAAUGAAGAUGAUAAUACACUCAUAAAAAUUUUGCUCAGACAAACAAGAAGGCCAGAAAUUGGUGACAAGUUCAGUUCAAGACAUGGACAGAAAGGAGUAGUUGGUCUUAUAGUGGAACAACAAGAUCUGCCGUUCAAUGAAUAUGGUAUGAGCCCAGACAUAAUUAUGAACCCUCAUGGAUUUCCAUCUAGAAUGACAGUAGGGAAAUUGAUAGAAAUAUUAGCUGGUAAAGCCAGUGCAGUGGAAGGUAAACUUAAUGAUGCAACAGCUUUCGAGGGUGUUCAACCACCUGAGCUUGGCGAGAUACUAAAAAAACAUGGCUAUAAUUACCAAGGAAAGGACAUCUUUUAUUCGGGAACUACUGGAGAGCCACUACAAGCUUAUAUUUAUUCUGGAGUUGUGUAUUACCAGAAACUCAAGCAUAUGGUACAAGAUAAAAUUCAUGCUAGGGCAAGAGGUCCAAGGGCUAUGCUAACAAGACAGCCUACAGAAGGAAGAAGUAGGGAUGGUGGUUUGCGUUUGGGAGAAAUGGAACGGGAUUGCAUUAUAGGUUAUGGAGCAUGCCAAUUAUUGAAAGAGAGACUAUGUAUUUCUAGCGAUCAAUGUGAUGUUGAUGUUUGUGAUAAUUGUGGAAGAUUGGCUGAAAAUGGAUGGUGUCCAAGUUGUGCCAGUUCCAAGGAUGUAUGUACCAUCAAAAUGCCUUAUGCAGCCAAAUUAUUAUUCGUAGAGCUUCAAUCAAUGAAUAUUUCACCUAGACUGGAACUUAAACCUUAUUGCAGUUAGUUAGAUUUAGUGUUUAAACUUAUUUCAUGGGAGAGAUAAUUCCAGGACCUAUAUUCUCAUAGGUUACAUUUUACAUGUAUAUGUAAAUAAUAAUAAGUGUAUAAUAAUGAUAUGUAUAUAUGUAAAAAUAUUACUUCAUGAGAGUAUGCAUUGAAGUUAAUAAAUAGUGA
Harmonia axyridis is the source of this 3678-nucleotide messenger RNA. RefSeq names its product DNA-directed RNA polymerase III subunit RPC2 (gene RpIII128). NCBI's taxonomy places the organism in Eukaryota, Metazoa, Arthropoda, Insecta, Coleoptera, Coccinellidae. Gene Ontology annotation, cellular component: RNA polymerase III complex. The transcript has 15 exons. Gene Ontology annotation, molecular function: ribonucleoside binding; DNA-directed RNA polymerase activity; DNA binding. Gene Ontology annotation, biological process: DNA-templated transcription. The coding region runs from base 155 to 3508 and encodes 1117 amino acids. The record is from RefSeq and is a predicted model, not a curated record.